This is a messenger RNA of Liolophura sinensis, 930 nucleotides long. RefSeq names its product soluble scavenger receptor cysteine-rich domain-containing protein SSC5D-like. The transcript has 2 exons. The record is from RefSeq and is a predicted model, not a curated record. Bases 1 to 930 code for a protein of 309 amino acids. NCBI's taxonomy places the organism in Eukaryota, Metazoa, Mollusca, Polyplacophora, Chitonida, Chitonidae.
AUGGCUCUAGACUAUCAUGUCCUCACGCGGCUAUACGUUUUAGACAUAGACACACGCAACUUCAAACACUCCACACCCGGAGAUCACCCGCAACCUGAGAUCACCCAGGUCAUCAGAUCACCACACCCAGAGAUCACCCACACCCAUAGAUCGUCCACAGGCAGAUAUCACCCACGCCCAUCGAUCAUCCACACGCAAAGAUUACUACACCCACAGAUCAUACACAACUACGGAUCACCUGCACCCAUACAUCAUCCACUCCCAGAUAUCAACCACACCGAGAGAUCGUCAACACCUAGACAGCACCACACCCAGAGGUCAUCCACACACAGAAUCAACACACAGAGAUCACUCAGGGAUCACCGCACCCCAACAUCACCACCUCCAGAUAUUAUCAGACCCAGAGAUCACCCACACGCAGACAUCACCACACCCAGAGAUUACCCACACUCAGACAUCACCACACCCAGACAUCAUCCACGCCCAGAUACCACCCACACCCAGAGGUCACUCACACCCAGAGAUCACCCGCACCCAGAGAUCACUCACACCCAGACAGCACCACACCCAGAGAUCACCCACACUCAGAACAUCACCCACACUCAGAGAUCACCCACACUCAGACAUCACCCGCAGCCAGAGAUCACCCACACCCAGAGAUCACCCACACCCAUAAACAACAAACAGAGAACACCCACACUCUGGGAUCACCGCACCCCAACAUCACCACACCCAGAGAUCAUCACACCCAGAGAUCUUCACACCCAGAGAUCACCACACCCAGAGAUCACCCACACCAGAGAUCACCACACUCAGAGAUCACCCACCCAAAUAUCACCACGCCCAGAGAUCACCCACACCCAGAGAUCAUCCACAUCCAGAGGUCACCCACACCCUGAGGUCACCCACACCCAGAGAUCACUCAAAUGA